AUGGAAUAUGCACUAAUUUAUGAUCAAAAUACAGCUUCUUUAUCUGAAGAGUUAUUUGAAACAAAUAUAUUAUUACGAAUUUAUAAGUAUUCUCGUGUUGAGCAACAAAGUGAGCUUGAAACAUAUUUGUUUGUAUCACUUGUAAAUGCCAACACAAAUAUUUUAGAAUGGUGGAGAAUAAAUGAACUAAGUUAUUCAAACCUUGCAAAAUUUGCUCGAGAUUGCCUUCCGAUUCCAGCUACCAGUGUUCCAAGUGAGCAAAUUUUCAGUAUUAGUGGUAACAUGUUAACUAAUAAGCAAAACCAAUUGUCAGAUAAAAUAGUACGAACUGCAAUGUGUUUAAGUAUGCAGAUUUUAUAUAAAUUUAAAUAA
Cetraspora pellucida is the source of this 372-nucleotide messenger RNA. The record is from the annotation of a GenBank genome assembly. Lineage: Eukaryota; Fungi; Glomeromycota; Glomeromycetes; Diversisporales; Gigasporaceae.